Messenger RNA from Knipowitschia caucasica, 1137 nucleotides. NCBI's taxonomy places the organism in Eukaryota, Metazoa, Chordata, Actinopteri, Gobiiformes, Gobiidae. The record is from the annotation of a GenBank genome assembly.
AUGGCAUUUAUGGCGUCCUCGGAUUGGCAUCUGUCUCUAAAGCUUGUCGACCAGCCAAAAUCCAAAUUCCUCUUCCCGGAGAUGAUGCCUGGUGAUGUCCCACCGGGAGGAUACAGAGUAGCUACUCUCAAACAGCUGGUCUCCGCUCAACUUCCGGACUCAAUCCCAGAUCCAGAACUAAUAGAGCUGGUCCACUGUGGCAGGAAACUGAAGGACGAUCUUACUUUAGAGUCGUAUGGUAUUCAGAAUGGCUCCACCAUACACAUCCUGAAAAAGAGUUGGCCAGAGCCAGAGAGCGCACCAGAACCUGUCAAUAGAGCGACGGCUGCCAGAGAGUUCAGAGUGUUUCAUGCUGCUCUUCAUUCUCUCAAUUCAUCCUACAGAGAUGCGGUUUACAAAAUGUUAGCGAAUAAAGAGUCCCUGGAUCAAAUCCUUGUGGCUACAGCAGGUCUCCGCUCAGAUCCUGUUGCUCUAGGUGUACUCCAGGACAAAGACCUCUUUGUGCAAUUCACAGACCCCAACAUGCUGGAUGAGUUGAUUAGUUCACAUCCAGCUUUGGUGAAUGCUAUUAUCCUGGUCCUACAUUCUGUGGCAGGAAGCAUGCCAGCACAGUCUAGCAGCAGCGCAUCACGCAACGUCUCCUCCAGCUCUUACAGUGACAUGCCAGGAGGAUUUAUGUUUGAAGGCAUGUCUGAUGAUGAGGAGGAGUUCCAGUCUAGUCCGUCAAAUCGGUCUGGGCCAUCGUCAGGAAUGAGACCUGUGUCUCUGAGCCACAGUGGAGCCACAGGCCCUCGACCAAUCACACAGAGUGAACUGGCGACAGCCCUGGCUCUGGCCAGUACUCCAGACAGCAGCGCAGUUACCCCGACCACAACAAGCCAGACUGACCCUGCCAGUGGUGUCACUCCCAUGCCAGCAGGAACUCCUGUCAGUAAUGAUCUGUUUAGUCAGGCUCUACAACAAGCGUUACAAGCCACCACCAUGACAUCUUUACAAGGCAGAUGGCAGUCCCAGAUGCAGCAGCUCAGAGACAUGGGGAUCCAGGAUGAAGAGCUAAUGCUGAGGGCGCUGCAGGCCACAGAUGGAGAUAUUCAGGCUGCCCUCGAGCUUAUUUUUGCUGGAGGCCCAGGACUGUGA